AAAAUGCUUACUCCAAAUGAAUUUCAGUUGAAAAUGCCAGUGGCACCAUUAGGUUCAUCAGGAAAAACCAUUCCUAUUUUAGGGUUUGGAACAGCUGAAUACCCUUUUGGAAACUUUGAAGCUGUGAAACAAUCUGUCCUUUAUGCAAUCAAACUCGGUCAUCGUCACUUCGAUACUGCAGCCAUUUACCAAUCUGAGAAGCCUCUUGGCGAAGCAAUCUCGGAAGCUUUGAGGCUUGGAUUGAUCAAAUCGCGCCGAGAAUUGUUUAUCACUUCAAAGCUUUGGUCCAGUGAUACACACCAUGACCUUGUUCUUCCUGCUAUGCGUAAAACUCUCAUGAAUCUGGGAUUGGAGUAUCUUGAUCUGUAUCUAAUCCAUUUUCCAGCAAGUUUAAACCCGGGUGUUGAUGAGGUACCUUUUGACAAAGAAGAUAUUAUGGCCAUGGACAUGGUUCCUGUUUGGAAAGCCAUGGAAGAGUGUCAGAAUCUUGGCCUUACAAAGUCUAUAGGAGUAAGUAAUUUCACAUGUAAGAGGCUAGAGGAAUUGCUUGCCAUUGCCUCGAUCCCUCCUGCUGUUAAUCAAGUGGAAAUCAACCCACAUUGGCAACAAAAAAAGCUAAGGGAGUACUGUACAGAAAAGGGGAUACAUGUUACAGCUUUCUCACCUUUGGGGGCUAGAGGAACUCCUUGGGGAAGUAAUCGCGUUAUGCAAUGUCAAAUUUUGAAUGAGAUUGCUGAAACCAAGGGAAAGACAGUUGCUCAGGUUUGUUUAAGAUGGGUUUAUGAGCAAGGAGUAAGUCUCGUGGUGAAAAGUUUCAAAGAGGAAAGGAUUGCAGAAAACCUUGACAUAUUAGAUUGGAAGCUUACUGCAGAGGAGUUGAGGAAGAUAAGUCAGAUUCGACAGAAGAGAGGUCUUUUGGCUGAGCAAUACGUCUCAGAAAAUGGUCCUUACAAGUCCACCAUGGAGAUUUGGGACAAUGAGAUCUAAUUACUAGUUAAUAAUCUUUUCAAUAAGAAAUUGGUUU
This is a messenger RNA of Ziziphus jujuba (common jujube), 1024 nucleotides long. RefSeq names its product non-functional NADPH-dependent codeinone reductase 2. The record is from RefSeq and is a predicted model, not a curated record. The transcript has 4 exons. Gene Ontology annotation, cellular component: cytosol. Bases 4 to 987 code for a protein of 327 amino acids. Gene Ontology annotation, molecular function: aldose reductase (NADPH) activity. Lineage: Eukaryota; Viridiplantae; Streptophyta; Magnoliopsida; Rosales; Rhamnaceae.